AGCAAGCCAUGUGGAUCUAUGCAACGGGCCAAGCCUGUCAUGGAUUUGCCAUGUAUCUUGGCGGUUUAUUGAUCGCAGAUUUGGACCAAAAGUGACCAUUCUUUUAGGAGGCUCUUUAGUCAGCGGUGGUGUUGCUUUAACCUAUUUCACUAUCAUGCAGUCUUUCUAUGCCGUCCUAGUGACAUAUGGUUUGAUAUUUGGUAUUGGUGUUGGUAUUGCGUAUGCCCCACCAUUGGCUGCUUCAAUGAGGUGGUUUCCAGAUAAGAAAGGUCUUGUAAGUGGUUUCAUUGUAGCUGGUUUUGGUUUUGGUGCUUUCAUCUUCAACUUUGUGCAGACUGCUUUCAUUAAUCCUGGUAACCUGGCUCCAAAUGCUACCACAGCUGGUGAUGAUGACUUAUAUUUUUGGCAGGAUUCAAUACUUGACCUGACACCAUACGUGUUCAUAUUACUUGGAGCCAUCUACUUCACUAUGCAAAUUAUCAGCGCCAUAUUAGUCAAAAACCCUCCCAAAGAGUCUGAGGAUGAGACUAGUGAGAAAGAGAAAUUGAUUGUAAAAGAAGGCGAAGAGGAGCAUACCCACAAAGAAGCAGACACUAGAUCAUCCGGUCUUAGUAUAGGUCCAGGAAAGAUGAUUAAAACCCGGGCAUUCUGGACUCUGUGGUUUACUUUCCUCUUCAAUACACAGACUCAAGUGUUGAUUUCAACACUUUAUAAGGCUUAUGGUCAGACGUUCAUUGCUGAUGAUAUGUUCUUAGCCUUGGUUGGCUCUUUCUCUUCCGUAUGUAAUGCCCUUGGACGUAUCAUGUGGGGAUAUUUGGCUGACAAGAUCUCAUACAAGAUAACAAUGUUGAUUAUCUGUGCCGUGAAUACUGCUUUCAUGUUGACACUGAUACUGACAGAGCAUGGUGGACAGGUUAUGUUCUUUAUCUGGGUUUGUUGUAUCUUCCUCUCGUUCUCUGGUAAUUUCGCUUUGUUCCCACCAGCUACUGCAAGGUCUUUUGGAGAAGAGUAUAUUGGAAUGAAUUAUGGAUUAGUGUUUACAGCAACAAUGAUGUCAGCCCUGACUGGAUCAUUCUUGGCUAAUAGUUUAGCUGAUUUGAUUGGAUGGCUGGGUCUAUUCAUUCUCUGUGCUAUUUUCUCUGCUGCAGCCUUCGUAUUGACCUUGACAUUCAAUGUGAAGACACCAUCUGGAAGAAACAUCUAAGCCACAAUACUACACAGAUGUGUGCUGAAGGAAACAUGCCAGUGUACUUUCUAGCUUGUAACAGUUACAUUGUCAUUCGGAUGGACAUCAUCUGUGUUCAACAUCUUUUCUAUUUUGUGUAUUUUUACUUACAAUGACCAAUGUUUAGGGGAAGUUUGAAUUGUCUUAUUAUUUUGAUCCAUCUUGUAGUUUUAAUUUAUAAGUAAGGCAAGACGAUUCACCAAAAGCUGAAUGUAGAGUUGUUUAUAUCAAACACUGUUUUUAGUUAUUUACAUUCAAUACAUUCAUACUGAAAUGAACAUACUGAAAUACAUAAGCCCUGUUUAAAUUUGAUAAUUAUUUGUUCUGUUAACCUAUUUGUAUAAUGUAUCCAAUCAGCUUUAUCUUCUUUACUAUUGGCCUGCAAAAUAGGGUAACAUCCAUUGUAAAUCAAUGUGUUGGACCAGUUUUUUCUUAGGCCUGUCUAUCCUCCAUGAUAAGCAGCAUUAUACAUCUCGCACCGAAAAAUUGAUUUUAUCAUUAUGUGAAAGGCUGCAUUAGAAAUAGAAUCCUGUCUCUGCAGAAUGGUUUCUGCUACCAUGUGGCAAAAUUUGAUAUGUCAACUAAACCUGACAAACAUGCUACUCUCUGAUUGGUCUGACUUGGUAGCCAAUCAGGCUGUACAUUUCCUGCUCUUAUCCCAUUAAAUUAUUCUUACAAGCAGGAAAAAGAUGUAUAAUAAUAGGUUUAUCAUGAGAAAACAGCAAACUAUGGACUCAUACCAAUGGUAGGGGGAUGAUUGGUAUUUUAUUGAAAGGGUUUAAAAGGAAUAAAUGGUUGGUGUAAUGAAUGCAAAUGCAAGACAGUGUUUUAGACAAACAAAAGAUGCAGUACUAUUUUAAACACUUGUUGUGCAUAUUGAAAUAUUUUGGAUUGUUAAGGAACUAUACAUUUAUGAUAGGGGAAAACUGACACCUUGCGCUGUUUUAAAUUAAGCAUGUCAUCGUUUUUAAUUAGCUCUAUAAUCUGAGAACCAAUUGCUUGGAUCCAAAAAUUUUUUUUUUUUACAUUGUAGAAAAAUAGAAUUACUGUAAGGAAAAAUAAUGGAACAAACCAUUUGAAUAAAUAAGGGGUGAGAAGCUUAAAAUUUUGAAUACAAAAUAAAAAUCAAUCUAGGCUUCAGAUGUGUAAUUGUUGACAUAUUUUUUUGUAAAUGAAAGACUAUUCAAAGAUGUUGAUUUCCGUGUGGUGUGAGCUCGUAAUUAUGGUGGAUCUUUACAUACAAUUCUCAACUGUUGAAACCAUAAUUCUACCAAUGGUUUAACAUACAUGUCUCAUAUUGUAGAGUAAUUUAUUUUUGAACACGGGGAUUUAUUUUUAUGAAAAGUGACUUUCUGUUGUGUUCAUGAAAUUUAUUGUCAUUUAUUUCGGUGAAGCUACAUUAUUUUCACUAGAUUCUAUUUGUGCUCAUCUGAAUGCAACGGUGAAAAAAAAAUCCAUGUAAAAAUGAAACUUGAACAGUAAUGAUGCAAGUUAUGAAUACAGGUCAUUGACUUUCUUUGUAAAGACAACACAAUUACAAGUAAAUUGCUUGAUUUUUUUUUUUUACUUAAAAUAUAUAAAGAGUACUGCAUGUUUGUGUGAAAGGUGUAUAGGCUUAGUGAACACUUAUUUUACAUAUUGCAAUUUAUUUUAGUACAUUGAUAUGUGUUGUUGGGAUUAUUCCAGGUUGCUUGAAAAAAAAAAUUGUGUACAUCAGUUUAUGUUGCAACAUAGUUAAGCUAUUCUUUGUCAUGCAUUGCUAAUGUCUGCUUUGCUUUCAACAAGUUCAAAUCAAUAAUUCUUUUUUAAAAUUGAACUGCAAUACUACCGAAUAUCAAUAUAUUUCUGUCUCUUUACUACAUACUGGUAUGUUUCAGCUUGUCAGUCUUGAGUCUGUCAUUUGUGAGUAUUUUAUAAGUUUAAUCCAGAAUUAUAUUUCUGUUAAAUGUUGCUUUAUUUUAACAUUGAAGUUCCACAGUGGCCAACACAGACAGUAAGUUUUUUUAUAGAAACAAAACAGAUUUUCAAAUACUGAAAUAAAUGUGUGCACAUAACUAUUGUAUUUUGGUGUGAUAAUAAUUAUCAUUUGCUUUAGCUUUAUUAUAUCAAUCACGCAAUCAAAUCAUUUUUUCAAAAAAACUUGAAUGAUUUGUUCAGUAAAUUGCUGCAAUUCUAAACAUUAAAGUUUGUUAUAUUGUGUAAAAUCCAAGAACUCCUGGCCAAAAGGCUAGUUUUGGAUACCCUUGUUGCUUAGCUACGAUGUGAAAAGGGGGGAGGGGUCGAUCAAACAAGUUUUUCAUGCAUACAACGAAGUGUAACAAGAUAAUUUAUAACAUUUUGGUAUCCAUCCAUACAUCUGUAAGAUAAUUCUGGGGGACAACCUAGGAAAACUGUUUAUAAGAUCGACUUCUCAGUUGCAAGCACACUCGGUCACAUAGCAACCAGGUAACACCCUGAGGGAACUGAAAACUAGUCUGUUCAUGGUUUUUGUAGUUCAAUGGUGUUUAUUGAAGUAACUUGAUAUCGGCAGUGUUGUAUUUUGUGAAAUCAGAGAUCCAUUGGCAACCCAUGUUGAAAUACAAGGCUGUUAUUUGUGGAUAUACCAAUUGUGUUGAUUGCAAUACUGAAACUCAAUAGUCAAACACUGAAACCACAGUUAACUGGUGCAUCUUUAGUGGCAUUCAUACUUGAAAAUUAGCUUGCUGAGAAGGAAGUACACUUUCUAAGCAAGCCUAUUGCAUAUACACACCAGCUGACUAUAGAAAACAGUCUAGUUGAAUGCUGACAUUUUGGUAUGCGUGUUCUUAUUUGUCUUCUGUCUAAAUUGCAGAGAAUUUCUGUAUAGUGAACGGUGGGACAUAUUCAGCAGACGCUGUACACAAAUGUUAGUUGCUUUAUGGUUCAGAAACAGGGUUUACAUCUAAAUAUCAUACAAUUUUUACAAAGUGUUUGAAAAAUGUUGAAUCACUUGAUGUUUUCUGCUUAUAGGGUUUGAAAUAAAAAAUAUAGUAUUUUA
Molecule: messenger RNA, 4241 nt
Organism: Saccoglossus kowalevskii
Lineage: Eukaryota; Metazoa; Hemichordata; Enteropneusta; Harrimaniidae
Product: apicoplast pyruvate carrier 1-like
Biological process (GO): transmembrane transport
Molecular function (GO): transmembrane transporter activity
Source: RefSeq, a predicted model, not a curated record